UAAACGCGCAUGACUGGGGAACGAAUGAGUAAGGUCACAGCGAAGUUAAAAUACUUAUGCAGCUGUCGGACGGACCCUCAUCCCACGUCUCGGCAAAGGGAGGAUUAUAAGAAACGCGCUGUCUCUGUUUUCCUUCCAUUAUCAUCUUCACCUUCUCUCCAGUCUCCUUCAUACACGACAUAAGGAACCGCAGCCAUGGUGGAGGUCACAGAGAUGUACAAGAACGUCCCGGAAAAGGGCAUGCUUGCGUACGCGGCCCCCUCGCUCUUUCAGCCGCACCACGCGCGCCAGGCCAUCCGGGACGCCCACGAGAAGAAGAUUGGCCCUCUGCUGGGCUACUACGCCGGUCUCUCCUCGGUGCCCAUCACACGGAUGCUCGCGCCCAUGAAUUAUGACUGCGUCUGGGUCGACUGGGAACACACGUCGUGCAAUGUCGAGACCAUGACCGAAAUGGUCCACCAGGCCAUCUUUAUGAGCCAAGGCCACACCAUCCCCUGGGUGCGUGUUCCUGGUCACGACCAUGCUGCCAUUGGAUACGCCCUGGACGCCGGUGCCUCGAUUGUCGUACCGCAGGUCGACACGGUCAAGCAGGCCAAGCACGUUGUAUCCGCAGCCAAGUUUGGCGCCAAGAUUGGAGGAUCCCGAUCCGCGCCACCCUUCCGACUGAUUCCUGGCCUCACGGACCAAUCCUACCAUCCGCACAAGGAUGUCUUUGCGGCUGUCAACGACCAGGCCGCUAUUAUGAUCCAGAUCGAGUCCCUCGAGGCCAUCAACAACCUCGACGACAUUCUGACCGAGGUCGGCGAGCACAUUGACAUUGUCUGGCUGGGCUCGUUGGACGCCCGUAUCAGCAUGGGCCUUCCAGCCCAAUUCGGCUCGGGUGGGGAGCCCGAGUGGCUCGCCGCAAGAGACAAGUUCUUCCAGGUCAUGGAAAAGCAUGACAAGCCCUACGGUGGGUUCUCUAUUGGCUCGGCACCGUUUGGUACUCUGGACACGAUUCGCCAGGCGUCGGAGCGAAUGUCAUUCAUGGUCGUCUCGGGGGAUGUGCUGCAUCUGAUGGAGAUGCAGAAGGAUCUGGCAGAUGCCCGGUCCGUCGCUGGCGACUUUGUGAAGGGGAGUAAUGGGAAGGUCGCAGUGAAUGGCAGUAACGGUGUGUGAUUCCAAGUCCAGACGGGGACGUCUGUAGAGAAGCUGCCGGAGAAUCAGUACACCGAAAAUAAUUGUACGAUAUUCACAAGCGGGCACUUGACGUGUUCUCUUCCCAACGCUCGGGGCAGCAGCUU
Messenger RNA from Emericellopsis atlantica, 1283 nucleotides. RefSeq names its product Pyruvate/Phosphoenolpyruvate kinase-like domain-containing protein. Bases 196 to 1158 code for a protein of 320 amino acids. Gene Ontology annotation, cellular component: cytoplasm. Gene Ontology annotation, molecular function: aldehyde-lyase activity. The transcript has 2 exons. The record is from RefSeq and is a predicted model, not a curated record. NCBI's taxonomy places the organism in Eukaryota, Fungi, Ascomycota, Sordariomycetes, Hypocreales, Bionectriaceae.